This is a messenger RNA of Leishmania braziliensis MHOM/BR/75/M2904, 996 nucleotides long. RefSeq lists its product as hypothetical. The coding region runs from base 1 to 996 and encodes 331 amino acids. The transcript has a single exon. Lineage: Eukaryota; Euglenozoa; Kinetoplastea; Trypanosomatida; Trypanosomatidae. The record is from RefSeq and is a predicted model, not a curated record.
AUGGAACACCGCCCGACAGGUGGCUGCACGUUGAGGUCCUUCUGCUCAUCAGUCGUUUCGGUGUCACCGUUCGCCUUGCCGUCGCCGCUGUCCUGCACAAGACGCUCGGGAGGGCUGAUGGACUGGGCUACACAGCGGAAGAGUGCUGCAUCACGCACCUGCGGUAGGUGGGCCAGCUCCUGGUCGGGGUAUACAGGGGGUGACCUCUCACGACUCGCUCUGGGUGCCAAGCAUCUUCUGCUGAAUCAGCUGCUAGACAGUACCCAGCAAGAGCGCCUAGAUGCGGCGUGGCGGAAGUUCCUGACGGACGAGCACCUCGCGACGGCGGCGACGGCCGGGCGUGGCAAUCUGGAGCGGGACAUGCCGAGCUAUGACGAAUUUGAGCUGCUGCGCGGCCACUCGCACAAAAUUGUUCUUCACUCGUACGUGCCAAUGUUGCAGCUGAUUUUGAGGCCGAUGGAGUGGAAUGGCGACGGGUGGCGCCUGCAGGCCCUGUGCACGCAGUUGUAUCCCCGACAUGUCCUGCGCGUGAUUGGACGCCAGCGCAGCUCCUGCGAGGCCCAGAAGACACCCGCAUCGACGCCACAUGCACGGUACUACGACCUCAACACAGGCUCAUUGGCGGGGGCAGUACUGCCAAAGCACGCCGCCGCCGCCUCCCCGGCAGUCGGUCCGAUCGGCGGCUACGACAUCACGCGGCUGUUCAUGUCGCCGUGUCUAACCGGGUGGUUUGUGGUAACGUUUGCGUCGAGUACGGCGGAGAGCGGUUGUUUUCUCGCCAUGGAGUGCUUUUCCGAUCCGCACCGGCCCUUUGGUGCAAGUGUCGUGGUGGAGGAGCUGAGCCUGUACUGCAAGCCGUCUCGCGCCCCUCAUCAGCAUCGCAUCAUGACAUUCCUCAGCGAAGCGGAGCAGACGCUGGUGGAGCAAUUUGUGCGACUGGUGAACAGCGCCGUGUGGUUUAGUAUUUUGCCGUGUGUUUCGCAAUUUAUGAUGUAG